AUGCCCCCGCCUGAUUUUUCAUCGCCAACCUCGUCUCAAGCCGUGUCACCUUCGCAAAAGAAUGCGCGAAACAAUCAGUACGACAUGUUGAGCUCCCCGCCAGUCCCUCCGCCGAGGACGUCUUCUGCACACCAGAGCCGUCGCAGCCCCAACGGAGAUAAAGCUGGUUCGCGCCCCAGCAAAAGCCGCUCUGAUCGCAAAGACAAUCGGGAACGACCCCGCGAAGACCGCAAUGGAAAGACGCGAUCACGCCGUCCCGCACCUGGAGAGGACUCCACGAGAGAGUCGGGGAGAUCCAGAGAGCAAUACUCAGAGUCCACAAGCCAAAUUCAGUCGGGUAUGGAGGACAGUUCCGGCCCGGAAUUGGCGAGAGAGCCGAGCACGGUGAUCAACUCAGUGUUGGUCAGUGAUCCCAUGGUGGACAGAGAGAGGGAACAGGUGCGACAAGUUGGUGGUGUCCCCGCCGCCGCAAUGGCGGAUGAGCCAACCAUGUCGGCUUAUGGACCCGAAGCUGCCGAGGACGGAAAUCGCGCAGGAUAUCGCAGUCGGCAUGACUACAGCAACAACGGCAAGGAUCUCAAGCGAAAGGAGACCACCUUCGGCACGUAUAUUCUCGGUCAGACCCUUGGCGAGGGUGAAUUUGGAAAGGUCAAACUUGGCUGGAAAAGAGAUGGGAGCAUUCAAGUCGCCAUCAAACUGAUCCGACGCGAAACGCUUGGAUCAAACCCCAACCGAUUGCCCAAGAUUUAUCGCGAGAUCUCCAUCUUGCGUGAUCUGGCUCACCCAAACAUCGUGCGUCUGCAUGAGAUGGUAGAGACUGAUCGUCAUAUUGGAAUUAUCAUGGAAUAUGCUUCGGGUGGAGAGCUUUUCGAUUACAUUCUGAACAAUCGCUACCUGAAAGACAACUCGGCCCGUCGAUUAUUCGCGCAGCUGGUGUCGGGCGUGGGAUACCUCCACAAAAAGGGCAUCGUUCACAGGGACUUGAAACUCGAAAAUCUACUGCUGGACAGAAAUCGCAACAUCAUCAUUACCGACUUUGGCUUCGCCAAUACUUUCAACCCAGUGGAUCAACUGGAAGAAGAGAUCGAGUACAACUUGACCAACAAAGACUAUGUCAAGCGGAAGCGUUUGGACAAAUUAGGUCCGGACGGAUACCGCCGUGGAGACUUGAUGCAAACCAGCUGUGGUAGUCCCUGUUACGCAGCUCCGGAGUUGGUCGUGAGUGAUUCGCUCUAUACUGGGCGAAAGGUGGACGUGUGGAGCUGUGGUGUUAUUUUGUAUGCCAUGCUUGCUGGAUAUCUGCCAUUCGAUGAUGACCCGGCUAAUCCUGAUGGCGACAAUAUAAAUCUCCUCUACAAAUAUAUCGUCACCACUCCUCUCACGUUCCCCGAAUACGUGACUCCUCAUGCUCGCGAUCUCCUGCGACGAAUCUUGGUUCCCGAUCCACGCAAACGUGCCGAUCUUUUUGAGGUCGCUCGUCACAGCUGGUUGAACGAAUACUCGCACAUUGUUUCGCACAUUACCAGCAGCACCACUGACGUGGCAGAUAUUGCCAACACGACAGUACCUACCGGUAUGAGUGCUCGGUGGAUCAUUUCACAGUCUGUGUCCAGCUCGCUAACCACUACAAUCUCAAAUACAGAAACGAAGGUUCAGUCACCCCCAACUCUUGCCCGCAGCGCAUCCGUUCGCGAGCCACCGAAGACCAGCCAUGGACCAGUACCGGCUGUUGGUGGACUCAAUCACCAGGCGGGCGACAUCUCACAAGGAUCCCCAAGCGACAAGUCCAAGGCGUCUCGUGACACCAAGCGUAGGACUGUACAGGUCGAAUACGUUGCUCCUCAGUCGCAGACCGCGAGAGGAGAGCUUCAGGAGCUUCCAGAAUCGCAAGCCCGCGAGGCUGACGCUGAGGCCUCGCAACCUCCUGCCCCUCCAGCCAAGGACUAUCCUGUUCGAACGACUGCGAGGCCCCCAGUUAGCUACGACAAACCCUUACCAGGACAUUUCCCCCGGUCGACUUCAGACACAUCUGCAUUCACGGGCACUCACACAACUGCCACGGCAGGGUUCUCGUCUGCCCGGCCGACGACAGGCGCGUCCAUGGCAUCUUUUCACACCGGUCGUCUUCCGUCACGCGGCUCAUAUGGCCAGCCGGUGGCUCCUACUGUGACAGCAACCAAUACUGAAGGUCGCCUCGCUCAACCGAAGAGUGGACAAUUCGCUCUAGGACCGAAUCCUGUCCAGCCACCGACAUCGACCAUGGGCAGGCCCAGCACACAACAACUUCCUCCGGCAUUUAAUCCAACCCCUCGACAAGAGCCUCCGAAGGGUCAUAAGCGCUCGAACACAGUCUCCAGCCUGGGUGAGAAGCUUUUUGGACGUUCAGGCUCCAUACUAGGCAGUCGCAAUUCACCGAACGCCACCUCUCGCGCUGAUCGGCAGAAUAAGCGGUACCCACCAACGAGCAUGAAAGAUCCCAUGCCGCGAGAGGAUUCUCGUGCCUCAAUGGACUCAAGGCGGUCGAUGCAAUACUCGCAUGGUCGUAAAGCUAGCCAGGCUGGUGACGGACGAGCUCGUCGAUUUUCUCUGCUUCCAUCGUCGUUCUCCUUUCGAACGUUCUCUUCCAGCCGUGAUCAGACACCCGAUGAAGUUUCUCAGACGCCACGCACCGCAGGAUCAGUCAGUCAGCAGUACCCAUCAACAAUGAUGUCUCAGGCACGCCCACAACCGACGCCUUAUGGAACCGAUGAUGGCAUGCGGUCAGUGAACGAGGGACCUCUUGAUGAUAAUCAGAACCAUCAUGAUCCGCAACCGCUUAGCUAUGAGGCCCAGAUUGAUCAGCAAUUCGCGGAUCUUGGGAACCACUUCGAUCAACCUCAAGGCUCGUUUGGUGCGAUCUCUACCGAGCCGCGGUACAACCAUAGUGACCAGAGCCGCCCCAGCCGCAACUACACACAUUCAUCGAGACCCACCUACUACGAUGAUUACAACAACGGCAACAAUACAUAUGACAAUGUUCCUCGACAGUCGAUGCAAGCUGGUCGACGGGGACCUAAUGUUCUGCAGAAAAGCCAUCGGAAAUUCGCUGAUGCGUAUGAGUAUGAACGAGACGGCUCGCAUCAUUCUGGCAGCUCGGGUCCGGCCAGAAAAGUUAUGGACUUCUUCCGCAGGCGUGCCAAGUCUCGCGCUGGGGAGUGA
Messenger RNA from Penicillium diatomitis, 3198 nucleotides. Its product is annotated as putative serine/threonine protein kinase (Kin4). Gene Ontology annotation, cellular component: cytoplasm. Lineage: Eukaryota; Fungi; Ascomycota; Eurotiomycetes; Eurotiales; Aspergillaceae. The coding region runs from base 1 to 3198 and encodes 1065 amino acids. Gene Ontology annotation, molecular function: tau-protein kinase activity; ATP binding; protein serine/threonine kinase activity. The record is from RefSeq and is a predicted model, not a curated record. Gene Ontology annotation, biological process: protein phosphorylation; intracellular signal transduction; microtubule cytoskeleton organization. The transcript is spliced from 2 exons.